GGGCCGAGACGCGGGCCGCCGGCAAGAAGAUUCCGACGGCCGGCGAGUGGGAGCGCGAGCGUGUGCGCCGCUACGGCCAGGGCGGCGCGAAGAAGGGCGACGACGGGCACGAGCACGAGGAGAUGUUCGGCGCCAAGGUCACGCACUACAAUGGCGAGCGCGCCGGCCAGCGUGCCGCCAUCACGGCAUAGAUCGACAAGGCAGGCGUCUCGUUGCCGCCGGUCCGUUCCUGGGCGCUCUCGCCCUGCCGCCUCAACCGCGGCCACCCAUCACUUGACCCCGCAUCCCCCGCAUUACCCCAGAUCUAGCCUCUUGCCUCAGCACACGACCCUUCACGAGCUCCGAUGCGUGACGCCCAUGUAGCCCUUAGCAAUCAACUCUGCUCCUGUCUAUGCACAGUGCGAAGCGUUCCUGGCAGCGCUGUGCAUGCGCAGCCGCGGCGCGACGAAGGACCGCACGCCGUCGAGCGUGCCUGGCGCAAGCCACCCCCGCAUUGCUGCUGCGCGCGCCUGCAACUCCGCCCCUCCCGCGUGCUCACGGCGAGCUCGCCGGAGCCGGCGGCUGCGACACGGACAGUCCGGUAAGGCGGACCGCGAAGGCUAUAUGCGCCGGUGCAUUGCUCGCAACAUCGGCGGCGGCGGACUGCCCAUUGCGUUACUCGCGAACCCUGCAGAUGAGGCUCGCUCCGAGGUCGAGCGUUCGCUUGGGCGCUUCGAAGGAUGGGACCCUUGUGCGUCGCGCACGCAGCACCCAGACAACGCAUCUGGGGCUCAGACGCGGCCCGCGUCGCCUCGGCUGGCCGCAUCUCCACAGUCCUGCGUGCGUUCUCGAUCGAUUGCGGAAGGCGACCUCCUCGGAGGGCGGCGAAGCGGGAUCCGCCUCAGCGCCACACGGCGACGGCGCCUCGCUCUGUGGCUGUCCGCGGGGGAAGAGGCGGCGCGGGCUUACGUGGACGUUGGCAAACGUGCUGCUGCGCCGUGUGCGACGACUGCAGGCGCUGCUGCGCGUGCGAUGGCCGAUGUCUGUCUCGCGCGCGAUGGCGGCGCGGCGCUUCCGUAAAGCCGCGUCGCCCAUGUUGGGGGCGGUCCGGCGAAGCCGCCGCUCGUUUGCCGCUGCAGGAGAGCAGGAGCAAGCGCGGAAAGGCCGGCUGGACGAGGGCACGAGGACCUCCCCCGCACUGCGGGGAAGCCAGACGCGGCGGAGUGCGCAGCGGAGAGCGACAGCGCCAAGCCUCCCGGUUCGGGCCAAUCACUGGCAUUCGGUUGCGCGCGCAACACGGCGCAAGUGCCGGAGCAGAGCCAAGCCAGCGGCCCGCGGGCGGCUGCGCCCGUGCAGCGGCCGCCUUGCCUGACGCCGUCGUGCGGCACUGCACUGCUCAGGUGCGGAUGUGCAGCACGCGCGGCCCGCAUCAGAUGCAGAACUGCUGACUCCGCCCGGACGAAUG
Molecule: messenger RNA, 1444 nt
Organism: Tilletiopsis washingtonensis
Lineage: Eukaryota; Fungi; Basidiomycota; Exobasidiomycetes; Entylomatales
Exons: 1
Coding region: 392-1351 (319 amino acids)
Source: RefSeq, a predicted model, not a curated record